AUGGCUCCUCGCUACCUCAAGACCGGUACGCGCACGUCAGAGGAGAAAAAGCAGCAGGUCAACCCACAAGUGCAAAGCACCGUCAGGGAGGUCAUUGAGAACAUCCGAGCUCAAGGCGACAAUGCAGUCCGACAAUACUCUCAACGCUUCGACAAGUGGGAUCCUGCCUCGUUCAAGCUCACUCGAGCGCAGGUUGAGGAAGCCAUGAGAAAGGUCCCCGAGCAAACCAUUAAAGACAUCAAAGAAGUUCAACACAACGUCCGCACCUUUGCUCAGGCACAACUGGCUUCCCUGAAGGACUUUGAACUCGAAAUACAACCUGGGGUAUUCCUGGGCCAAAAGAAUAAUCCAAUCGACACCGUUGGGGCCUAUAUUCCCGGCGGCCGCUACCCUUUGCUUGCUUCGGCACAUAUGACAAUUCUGACCGCUAAAGUGGCUGGCGUCCCCAACGUGAUUGGAUGUACACCUCCAAUUAAUGGAGAGCUUCCUAACGCAACCAUUACCGCAAUGCACCUGGCCGGAGCUGACGAGAUCUUUAUCCUGGGCGGUGUACAAGCUGUCGCCGCCAUGGCGGUAGGCACUGAAACGAUCCGCAAAGUCGACUUCAUUGCUGGACCUGGAAACCCGUAUGUUGCAGAAGCCAAGCGGGCAUUAUUUGGGGAGGUCGGCAUCGACCUCUUAGCUGGCCCAACCGAAGUGCUCAUUGUAGCCGACGAACGUGCCGAUCCUUACACGGUAGCGACGGAUUUGCUCUCCCAAGCGGAACAUGGUCCGGAUACUCCAGCGAUAUUGAUCACGACCAGCGAAGACCUUGGCCGCCAGACUAUCGAGCACGUCGACAAGCUAUUAUUAAACCUGACUACAGCCGAGCUAGCGGGCACUUCUUGGAGAGACUAUGGCGAGGUGGCCGUGGUUGAGAAUAUCGAUGACGCUUAUGCUCUAGCCGACGAGUAUGCUUCUGAACAUGUCCAGAUCUUGACAGAAAAUCCUCGCGAGGCAUUGGACAAGAUGCACAACUAUGGUGCCAUCUUCCUGGGUGAGAGGACAUGUGUCUCGUACGGUGACAAGUGCAUUGGGACGAACCAUGUUCUCCCUACGCGAAAAGCUGCUCGCUACACGGGUGGCCUCUGGGUAGGCAAGUUCCUGCGGACGGUCACAUAUCAAGAGGUCCGGUCCAAUGAGGCCAGCGGCAAGCUGGGGCAAUUGUGUGGCCGAGCUGCUCGUGCUGAGAUGUUCGAGGGCCAUGCUCGCUCGGGAGAUCUACGUGCACACAAGUUCUUGGGUGACCGCUUCGAGUGGAUCGACGGGGACGAUGUCCAGCAUGGUUAUCGCCCGAGGCGGUGA
Molecule: messenger RNA, 1344 nt
Organism: Exophiala xenobiotica
Lineage: Eukaryota; Fungi; Ascomycota; Eurotiomycetes; Chaetothyriales; Herpotrichiellaceae
Product: histidinol dehydrogenase
Exons: 2
Coding region: 1-1344 (447 amino acids)
Biological process (GO): L-histidine biosynthetic process
Cellular component (GO): cytoplasm
Molecular function (GO): histidinol dehydrogenase activity; NAD binding; metal ion binding
Source: RefSeq, a predicted model, not a curated record